Molecule: messenger RNA, 1311 nt
Organism: Penicillium longicatenatum
Lineage: Eukaryota; Fungi; Ascomycota; Eurotiomycetes; Eurotiales; Aspergillaceae
Product: anthranilate phosphoribosyltransferase
Exons: 2
Coding region: 1-1311 (436 amino acids)
Biological process (GO): L-tryptophan biosynthetic process
Cellular component (GO): cytosol
Molecular function (GO): anthranilate phosphoribosyltransferase activity
Source: RefSeq, a predicted model, not a curated record
AUGGCUAAACCUGAGAGCCCUAAGGAGCUUCAAAAAGUGUCCAUCUCUCCUCUUCUCAAGCGCCUGGCAUACCCCGCCAAUCCCGGGUUCCAAGUUAGCGCAGAUGAUAUUGCUUCGGCAUUUGCACUGAUCUUUGAGGAUCAAAUAUCAGAUAUUCAAUGUGCGGCUUUGUUGACAUUGCUUCAUUCGACUGGCAAGGACAAGGAGGCUGAUGUAAUUGCGAAAUGCUCACAUCGCAUGCGAGCGGCAGCUUGCGCCAUUGACAAGACUGCUUUGAAAAAGGCCGUGAAAUCGCGGGGUCGACCUGAGGGGAAGUACAAUGGUGGUUUAUGCGAUAUUGUUGGAACUGGUGGUGAUUCCCACUCAACUUUUAAUGUGUCGACAACCUCCUCGAUCAUUGCUUCGCCGCUCCUCAUGACUGCAAAGCAUGGCAACCGUGCUCAGACAUCCUUCUCCGGAUCUGCUGAUGUCCUCAGGGCAAUCCCUCCCAUUGCCCCCAACAUCGAUGCGGUCACCGCAGACAACAUUGACAAAGUGUACGCUGAAACCAACUAUGCCUUCCUGUUCGCCCCCAAUUUCCAUCCGGGCAUGAUGUACGCCAAUCCUGUGCGUCGUGGUCUUGGUCUCCGAACCAUCUUUAAUCUCAUGGGACCUCUCGCGAACCCCGUGGAGUGGGCUAUUGAGGCUCGGGUUGUAGGUGUGGCCUACCAGGCCCUGGGUCCAGUCUUCGUCGAGGCUCUCAAGCAGGCUGGAGCCAAGAAAGCCCUGGUGGUAUGCGGUGAGGAAGAUAUGGACGAGAUCAGCUGUGCAGGUUACACAAACUGCUGGAGACUCACCGAGCACCCCAACCCGGAUUACAAGGAGUACCCUGAGGAUGAUGCCGACGACGACCACGACUCCAGUGAUGAGGAAACACACAACCCUCGUACAAUUGUCAAGGUUGACACCUUCAAGAUCCAACCCUCGGACUUCGGAGUGCGGAGCCAUCCUCUUACUGAGGUUUAUGGGCGCAAGAUGCCCAAAGACAACGCCAAAAAAUUGAUGGCCAUUCUUCGCAAUGAACUGCCCCGGGAUGAUCCUAUUCUGGAGUUUGUCCUUAUGAAUGUUGCUGCUCUGCUUGUUACAUCUGGAGUGUGUGAGGCUGACACUAGCGACAUGGGUUUCGGCGAUGACGGUAAAGUCAUCACGGAGCGUGGACCGGGUGGUGGGCGCUGGAAAGAGGGAUUGCGUCGGGCUCGCUGGGCUGUCGAGAGCGGCCAGGCUCUUCACAAUCUGGAGAAGUUCAUUGAAAUCAGUAACAAGCUUCAAUAA